Styela clava is the source of this 4034-nucleotide messenger RNA. RefSeq lists its product as uncharacterized. Gene Ontology annotation, biological process: signal transduction. Lineage: Eukaryota; Metazoa; Chordata; Ascidiacea; Stolidobranchia; Styelidae. The record is from RefSeq and is a predicted model, not a curated record. Gene Ontology annotation, molecular function: protein binding.
UUUGCUUUUACUAUGAUCUUACUAGGUCUGUCGUUACAUCUCAGUUUUGUACUAUUAAACACAGUGGUGCUAAAACUCCGACCGUUCCAGUUGACGAUAUCCGUGUUGUACGAGGUCGUAAAAUCUAGUUCUCUAUUGUGUAAUGAAAUAAAAUCGUCGACAGGGGAUUGGAUUAAAGGGCAGUUAUAUAUUGGAUUAAACAUUUACUGCUAUUAUUCGAGAACUUUUGUGUCAUAGCGUCAGAUCGAUAAGUCGUCGUUCAGUCACAUUCAGUAAUAUGCAGCACUCUGUUUGAAACAGUAUCAUAUGCAUAUAUGUGCUAUAAAAGCCUAGUUCAAAAAGUAUAUGGUGUAAAGCUAACUUGAAUAUUUAAAUUAGUCAGAAGCUGCUAAUGCCAAACUAAUAACUUUUCAACAGUUGUAAGAGUCUGGUACGCUCCAAACGGACUAAAUUAACUUUCUAAAUUGAAUGCUCGGGUGUUCAAUAUGUUCAAUUCAUUGUAUCGGAUUUUAGCAUCUCUAUAAUUGCCGGGUAUUUGGAACUUGGUUUGGUUAACAAAAGUGCCACGCGUAUAAUAGCUAUUUCGCAUUGGAGGAAGUGGUUAUUAAACUGAUUUGUCGUUCAUUUAUGCGAAGGAUUUAUAGAAGUGUUAUCUGAAUAGGCAGCUGGUAGGAAAGACAUGACCGAGUAUGCCUAUUUUGCAGCAUUACUCCGCGGAUAUUGGUGUUUUUGAUGAAGACUGAAUUGUUUAGAUUGCUCUUAUAUUUGCAGAUACGUUCGAGUAAAAGGUAUCAUCUUCCUAGUUAUUAUUUUACCGGAUGACGUAAUAAAAAAAUGUCGUCAUUCCCAUUUGAGCUGGAUGUGGAAUCCGAAUUGUCAAUGUCCGAUAUUCAUCAGUCAAUUGAACUCAGCUUGAAUAAUAUCAGAGAACGACAUGAACAGGUCGACGCAGUAUUGGGAGAUCUUCCUUACUUGAAGCGAACAACUGAAAAUGUUCUUAUCCCGAUUAAUGCAAAAGCAGGGAUUCCACGAGUUGCAACAAUUGCACAUUUGAAAAUGCUUCUUGCGAGUUGUGCUCGACCUUCACCACCAAGUACAGCAUCAAAAAGGAGAGUACCCACGCCCCCAACAAAACUCCGCCCAUUUAGUCGGGCGAAAUCUGACGGUAGGAUAAACUUGAAUGAAGGAAAAGCCGUCACGCUACCGCCUGUGAAACCCAAGUGUUUUUCUGCAACGCAAUGUCAUACUAGGUUGCCUGGCGACGAAAAUACAUCAUGUGAAGCCGUGUUGCUACCAAUCAAUAUAAACAAAGCGUACCGAACUGUGCUGCAUACCAAAGCUGCAAGUGAUAUGAGUGAUAGCAUUCCUAAAACAAAGCUAAUCAACGCUCGACGUGAACGUAGAUUACGUCGCCAGAAAGAUGUGCUACCUGACGAAGGUUCGAAAAACGAAGCACCCGAUAUAAAACACUUCGAAAUGAAUCGGUUUUUAGACGACGUUGAACGUGAAAUGUGCGUUCUACAAGAAACAUUUUCAGCGUUUACGCAAAAAGUGUUGGUGCCGCUGCAAAUGUUUUGUAAGCAAGGCAAUAUAUCUCUACUCCCCGUCAGUAAAAAAGAUAGCACGAACAAUAAUGACCAAUCUGAAGCUGACGAAGCCCAGAUUCCUAAGCCGAGCCUGGAUCGCACAGAAUUCAGAAUUGUGCAAACGAUGAACCAAAUACGACAGUUACUAUGGCCGACUGAUAACGAAGGUCCGCCUGCAGGUUUAUAUUCGGAAGAGCAUUUCUCGAAAAAGGUUGCGUCUGAAGUAGACUGUGAAAAAUAUCCUGUGGUUCGGCUCGUUCCCGAUAUUUUACAAAAGUUCAAUGAAGUCAUCACUCUUGCAUCUAUGUGGUUAAAAAGAGAUGCCAUGUAUGUACAAAGCGCUAAAUCAGCGUUGCAAAGAGCUCAUCGACGUUUUUUAAAAACGGAAAGACUUUGGAGACAGGCCAGAGAUUCCCAACGUCAUUUACGAACUGAAUGGGAAAAUUUAUUCGGUGAAUUACAAAAUCAUACAGUGCGAUUACAUUCUGUUGAAGACGACGUUAAAAUUUUAAAAGAGGAAAUGAACAAAUACAGAGGAGUUAAGAAACUUCUGGAAAACAAAAUAAAAACUACAGAUGAAAACAUCGACCAGCUCAGAGCAAAACACAGAGCAUUACGAAAAAGAGUUAUUGUAUUGUCAACUAAAAUAGAAGCAAGAGAAAGAAGCCAUGGGUUUCUUGAAUCUCGGGUAUUAUCCUUGAAAGCAGAUCAAGAGGCGAUGAGUGAAAAACUACGUAUAAGUGAAGAAUAUACAAGUAAUUUACAAAUGAAAAUGGAAGAACUUUAUGGAGUGAGGGAUGCAUGGAGUAGAAGAUAUGAAGAUAAAACAGAUCCAGACAAAUUACGAUCAAGGUUACAGCAAGCAAGAUUGAGAAUGCCUCUGCCAUGUCUUCGUGAAAAAACUUUCAUUUUGAGAACGAGGAUGGAAAACCUCCGCGAUGCUUUAGACAUUGUCGAACAACGGUUAAGCGACAGAGACAUCUCAUGGUCAACUUUGUGUGACGAGUUACCGUGGCCCGGUAAUGAAAAAUCACCAAAAUUAGUUCGUCUUCCUGCUAUACACUCACAAAGAAUGAAGAGAAGCGACGGAGAAGACUCAGGAGGUCACUCGUCGUCUUCUCCGACCGAUUCUGACGACAGUUCUGGCUACAGAAAAGCGUUUUCGUGGCGUCGAGCAGUUGCCGCCUCGAAAAUUAAGGAACGUGUCAUGUCGACUCAUCCUCACGACGAAAGUCAACAAUGUUCGCUUAUGUUGCAUUUGUGGAUGGAACAAAACGGCAAAGAUGCAACGUUGGAAAAACUGACGCAAGCAUUGAGAGCGUCAAAUAUAAAUUCACUGGCAGACAGCGUUGAACGACACGUAACGUAGCGCGUAAAUCUUAUAUUUGUUACUUUCCCAUUUUAUUAUAUGCAAUAUAUUCUUCCAAAUUUAGCUUAAAGUGUACUGUUGUCCAUGGCGUCUUCCAAUAUCUUAUAAGAAAAAUCCCUUAUUGACAUUUCUGUAACUAGUCUCCUAAAUUUAUAGGGCUCCUACAAUAACCUACUUUUAACUUACGUUCUGCUGUAUUUGGGUUUUAAUAGGGUAUAAAAGUGAUUUGGUUGACGAGAUAUUGGUACUGUUAAAAUAACACAUAAUAGUGACUUCAUGUCCUCCCAACGUUUCAGCCUGAUACAAUCUAUUCUAAAUCAUAUUGAUUCACUCAUAUUUUUGUCGAAGACACCGACUCCAUGCAACCUACUAAUUAAAUUUGAGCUCAAUUCAUGUGUCGCAGCCAUUUCAAUUAGCGAUUAUGUUAGCAAAGUAUUCGAAUAUCGAAUAUUUUAAGUAUAUCAAUCAUUUUUGUAGUGAUUAGAAAUUUUCUGUGCAAUUUUGAAAUCCAUUUUAUUCAAUCAUUUUUUAUCAAUAUCUAAUCAUCGAAUUUACAAGCCAUUGACACUGACAUUAAAACAUACUUGCCCACUGAUUUCAAUCAUAAAUGCAAGACAAGUCUUAUAUCCCGCGAUAAGGGCUUACGACUACAUUUAUAAAAUAUACCAGUAUGCAAUACUAAAAAUAUUUCAAGUGUUUUUAGUAGUUUCACUCAACCCAAACAAGACAAAGUGUAUAUUCACAAAUCCGAUCAAUCAAGCCGAGAAAAUUAUGUUCAUGUACGCAAAGGCGAGUUUGGAUUGUAAAGAACAAAAAAAAAGAUUAAUGGCUACAUCGCACGUCCUUGGUGCAUUCUAGGUCUAAAUUAUUUUGUGUUAUAAAUUCAUGCUGUGUUUUCAUUCAAAUUUCGCCCUAUUUUUUCACAAUAUAACGAAUCAUAUUUGCUUGCUCUAAUAACUAUAUUGUGACAUCACCGUGUUUUAUUCAUAAAAUGCACGUUAUAGUAAUUGUUAUAUUAUUUACUGAGCAACCAUUUUUCUUCUCAUAUUUUGAAAAUUAUAGUUUGAUGUGUGACAUUG